Messenger RNA from Stegodyphus dumicola, 1696 nucleotides. RefSeq lists its product as uncharacterized. The record is from RefSeq and is a predicted model, not a curated record. Gene Ontology annotation, molecular function: microtubule binding; cytoskeletal adaptor activity; actin filament binding. Gene Ontology annotation, cellular component: actin filament. Gene Ontology annotation, biological process: actin crosslink formation. Lineage: Eukaryota; Metazoa; Arthropoda; Arachnida; Araneae; Eresidae.
AACACAAUGAGCAGAAAUUCGGCAAUGAAAGAGAGCCGUCUAAUUGCUGCCAUGGGAACAUCGCGUGCUUUCAUUAGCCCAAUAGCUUAGUUCUUGAUUUCGUAUUCACCUUCAACUUGGAGUGCUUGUCGAUCCCCUUAUGAUACACAUUUGUCCUCCAGCGGUUACUUGACAAGUCUUGCCUUCAGAAUGAAAUAAAUAAGAGUUCGUAUAAGAAAAGGCUGGAUAUCUAGAGCCUCCACUUAUGGAAAAUAUGAUUAUUUACGGCAAAGAGAAAGAAAUUAUUAAAGCGCAAAAGCGCUCUUUAGCCGCAUGGAUUAAUAACACUUUAGGUGUAACCGUCGUUCAUGCUGACAAUCUGAUACAAAAGCUAUCCACUGGUGUCAUUUUGUGUAGAUUGGCAAAAUGCAUACAGUCGAAAGUAGAUGAAUUUCGGCAAUACUAUGAAAAGUCAGAAACACAGUUACAGUUGAAAUAUUGGGAGCGAGCCAAGAGAGAAACAUUUUUCGCAAGAGACAACGCCGAAAUGUUUAUCCGAUGGUGCAAAAGUUUUGGAGUUCGUGAUGCAGUCUUAUUUGAAUCGGAUGGAUUGGUUCUGCAAACCCAACCACGUACUGUAAUAUUAUGUCUCUUGGAGCUCUCUCGAUUGGCAUCAAAAUAUGGUAUUCUGCUCCCUCCUCCUAUUCAGCUUUCACCGACUUCAACUAUAGCUGUGACAGAUGAUAUGUCAGAUUGCUCAGAUGAUGAAUUCUUUUUCUCUGCUUCAAUACAUCCCCCAACCAAAAUUCAACGAUGGGAUUCCGGAUGCUCUAGUGGACCCAGAAGUCCUUCUCCAAGUUCAGUUUACUCUAAAACCUCAUCACCUAGUUCUUCUCUAAAGCGCAGCUCGAUUCCCUUGCGGAAAAAGGACAAGAACGUAGUAGUGGUGGUCAGAAGCCGUUCAGACAACUAUCUGGCAGAAAAUACAAUGUCAAAAGUAUUCUCUCCACGAACUUCGUCUCCAUCGUUGAGACGUAGCUCUUCGUCGGUGAGAACGGAAACUAUCAGCAGCAGAAUAAGAUCUAAUCCCAAUCUCAGCAGAAGUUCAUCAUCCAUAGCGUCAUCCAGGAGUUUGAUGGAAAGAAACAACAAGCUGCACUUGGAUGGCGUUCCUCUCUUGGCGCAAAGGAAGCGAUCAGCUCUCGACAAAAAGGUGUUGGAAGUAGCUCGUCAAUACAAUAAAGAUGAAAACAAAAUUCGACGCAUCUCAGAGGGUCAUUAUAUUUUUGGAGAUAAAAAUGUAUUACUUCGGAUUGUUCGAGGAAAUAACGUUGUGGUGCGUUUAGGUGGAGGAUGGGAUACGUUGGAACACUUUCUUUCAGGUCUGGAUUUCAACAAGCCAUUGUUACCCAAGAAAUCGAACAUAAAACAUGAAACUCAAAAGCGCCGACUCGUCGUAAAAAAUAUUUCACCUUAUACGACCAUGUGAGCAACCAUUUCAAGAAAUCGUUCCACUUUGAGGAAAAUGAAAUUCAGCAUUUCAGUAAGAACUAAAAAGAAGCAAACAAACUUAUGUUUUAUGGUCCUAUAUUACUGCUAUCAUUCUUCUUCUUGUCAGUUAUUUAUAUAUUUUCUUGGAUGUGAUAAAAAUAACAAGAGCUUUUUAUAAGAUAAAAUUCUCACUAUUUUCAAUAAAAGAGUUUGCAAAGAUCCUUUU